Cucurbita moschata (crookneck pumpkin) is the source of this 1831-nucleotide messenger RNA. RefSeq names its product probable protein phosphatase 2C 2. The record is from RefSeq and is a predicted model, not a curated record. Gene Ontology annotation, cellular component: nucleus; cytosol. Lineage: Eukaryota; Viridiplantae; Streptophyta; Magnoliopsida; Cucurbitales; Cucurbitaceae. The transcript has 5 exons. Gene Ontology annotation, biological process: protein dephosphorylation. Bases 220 to 1482 code for a protein of 420 amino acids. Gene Ontology annotation, molecular function: protein serine/threonine phosphatase activity.
UUUAUUUGUGAUCGUGAUUCGUGAUUUGUGAUUCAUGAAAUUGAAACAUUCAAAAGCUCCCUCUGAUUCAUAAAUUGAUUUUUCUCCGACGGUGUUGGCUUCUUCUUUUAUCAACUUCCCCUUUGACCAGUCAAUUUCUUCCUUCUUUUUUUCUUCUCUUUCUCCGUUUCCAUACUCUCUCUGGUUUCAUUCCCAUUCCAUUUUUAACUAUAUUUUCUAAUGUCUGAUUUGCAGGAAUUCUUAUGGGGAUUUUCCAUUUUUUCUCUGCUUUUUUGUUCUCUACGGGGCUUGACCAAAGCCCUUCCAAUGGCCCUCUCUCUCUAUUCUCCUUCUUCCCCUGUAUUUCCUCCUCCUACUUCGUGGGUUAGGCAUAUUCUCCUCGGAACUAAGGCAACAUCGCCCCUGCCAGACGAUUCCUCUGCAGUUCUCGAUGCCCAAGAAAAUACUCUGCUGCCGCCCAACCAGACGUCUGAGAACCAGGUUGAUGACAAACCACAGGAGGAGGAGAAGAGCCUUCGUGACGAGAAGUUUAAGGAAGGCUCGGAUUCUUCAACAAUGGCAAAGGGCUCUGGGGCUCCUAACAAGUUGAGGAAGAGACCUGGAAGGCUGGUGGUGCCGGAAUAUUGUCCUGGAUUGGAAUUUACGAAACUGAGGAAGAAAAUGGAGAAUCAGGAAUUCCAAGUCCAAGGGAGGGAUUACUGUUUGGCAACCAAGAAAGGAAGGCGAGAAACGUUGGAAGAUGCCUACAUAGUUUUGCUUGAUGUGUUGGGAGAUUCCAAACAGGCUUUCUUCGCUGUAGUGGACGGCCAUGGCGGUCGCGAUGCAGCCGACUACGUGGUCGAAAAUUUAGGGAAGAACAUCAUAAACGCUCUUGAGAAAAUUGCCGAGGACGAAGAAAACGCAAUCGAAUUGGCGAUUCGUAGAGGCCACGGACGCACAGACGAAGAGUUUCUUAGUCAGGGCGUUGGGAGUGGAGCCUGUGCGGCGAGCGUGCUGGUGAAGGACGGCGAGCUUCAUGUUGCCAACGUCGGAGAUUGUCGAGUGGUAUUGAGCCGAAACGGCGUAGCGACGGCAUUGACGAAGCAACACCGUGUGUGUCGAGAAGACGAGCGCCUCCGGAUUGAGAAGUCGGGGGGAUUUGUGGAGUGCAAAAACGGAGUGUGGAGAGUUCAAGGUUCGCUGGCGGUGUCGAGGGCCAUAGGAGACGUGCAUUUGAAAGAAUGGGUGAUUUCAGAGCCUGAAAUCCGUCGUCUGCCUCUAACUCCUGAUUGCGAGUUCUUGAUAAUGGCGUCUGAUGGACUGUGGGAUAAGGUAAACGAUCAGGAGGCAGUGGAUGAAGUGACGAGGGAAAUGGGAAGGAAGGAUAAUGAUGGCAUGAAGGCAUGCAAAAGGCUGAUGGAAAUGUCAUUCAGAAGGGGGAACAUGGACGAUGUUACAGUGAUGGUGGUUCAUCUUCAGCACUUCAUCAUUUCCACCAUCUAAUACUAUACAGUAAGUAUAUAUAUAUAAAAGCAAGCAAUGUUUUAAUGUUUUAUUAUUAUUAUUACUAUUAUCAUUGCAUUGCACUUCACAGUUCAAGAAGCCUAAGCUUAAGCCAACAACAUAAAGCUAGUAGUAGGGGGGGCAUCUCCUUUUCUUCUUCUGCAAUCACCAUUCAUUCUUUUUCGAAUUAGAGCUUAAGUUUCAUUUCUGUCUACAAUUUUGUAGCAACAUCACAACACAACACCACCACACAUUACCCUUUUCCUUUUCCUUUUCCUUUUUGCUGGACUGUACAUAACAAUACUCGAUGAUGCUACCAUUGCCAGUUCCAAAUGGGUGUGUUCUUAUC